AUGGAAGACCAGGCGGCAAUCCACGCUCUCCUCACGUUACUCCGUUCUGGGCCACUCUACUACGACCUCGUUGUCCAUCCCCCCAAAACUUACAAAGAGGCCAUUACUCGGGCCAGGCACCAUGCGGACGCUAUAAAGGCUAACAUGGCGAAUACACGAGAAGAGCAGCCGAUCGGUCGGGAUAAAGGUCAUGACCCAAGAAGAGAUCGACAGCGUUUUAAGCAACGUGCCCGACAAGAGGAUGGACCACGAUUCACCCCGUUAACCAAACCCCUAGUGGAGGUCUUGCAAUAUGCCGAGCAAUGCAACCUGGUCCAUCCACCCGAUCCGGUACCCGAAGGACCAGAUAAGAACAAGUACUGUGUUUUUCACAAAACGAAGGGUCAUGAGACAGCGGAGUGCAUCGCCCUACGUCUGGUCAUUGAGCAACUCAUUCAAAAUGGAGAAUUGGAGCAGUUCGUAAAGAAAGACGAACGUGACAAAGGAAAGUUCAAAAAGAACGUUUGGAAGAGGAACCCCAAGGGGCAAUCGAAUGCGCCCGGUCUGCACGGGUUAAGUGACGACAAGGCGGCUGGAAAGAAGCCAGUUAUUCAUGUUAUCUAUGGAGGACCAGAAGGAGGAGACUCUUCUCGCCAAAGAAAGCAAUGGGCGAGAAAUUUGUACGUCGGGUCGGUCCACUCGGAACCCCGGGAGAAGAAGAAACGUGUAGAGCUGAUAUUCUUCACUGACGAAGAUCUUCCUAUCCACGGGGAAGCCCACAACGACUCACUCGUCAUCACAAUGGACAUCAAUGGGACGAACGUCCAAAGAAUACUAGUUGACACGGGAAGUUCAGUAAAUAUUUUAUACUUCGACGUCUUCACCCAACUAGGUCUGUCGACUGACCAGUUGACCCCCAUAUGGACCCCGCUGUCUGGUUUCACAGGCGACUCCAUAGAGGCAGAAGGAGUGAUUAGUUUGAAUGUGGAGUUACGCACCCAACCAAAUGUCUUGAUGACUACCAUGGAGUUCGUGGUGGUCAAGUUGAAAUGUAUUCACAAUGCAAUACUUGGUCGACCCGGCAUUUCCCAAGCAGCCGCUGUCAUAUCAAUGAAUCACUUGUGCAUGAAACUCCACACACCCAAUGGGAUCGGAGUGGUUCGAGGAGACCAGCGAGCGGCCCGUCAGUGCUACGUGCAUGCAGUGAAGCAGUCCGAUCGCGAGGAUGCAAGGAUUCACACCAUCUCUCAACAAGUCGACCAAGGAGAAGUCAAAGAGAAGCCGCAACCAGCUUCGAAAGUAGAGGAGAUCAUGCUCAACCCUAGCCGGCCAGAGCGGGUGGUCAAGAUCGAUCGGAACCUCCUGGCCGGCCUACGGGAGGACAUUAUCAAAGUUUUACAAAAGUUUAAAAAUAUCUUCGCUUAG
Molecule: messenger RNA, 1404 nt
Organism: Ipomoea triloba (trilobed morning glory)
Lineage: Eukaryota; Viridiplantae; Streptophyta; Magnoliopsida; Solanales; Convolvulaceae
Exons: 1
Coding region: 1-1404 (467 amino acids)
Source: RefSeq, a predicted model, not a curated record